Messenger RNA from Formica exsecta, 701 nucleotides. RefSeq names its product geranylgeranyl pyrophosphate synthase-like. The coding region runs from base 459 to 683 and encodes 74 amino acids. The record is from RefSeq and is a predicted model, not a curated record. The transcript is spliced from 2 exons. Gene Ontology annotation, biological process: isoprenoid biosynthetic process. Gene Ontology annotation, molecular function: prenyltransferase activity. NCBI's taxonomy places the organism in Eukaryota, Metazoa, Arthropoda, Insecta, Hymenoptera, Formicidae.
CUCAUAUGCCCUUCGAGGAAUUGACGGACUUUUCUCACGCAAAUAAAAAAAUGAAUAGAUAUAAUGAGGAUAAGAAUCAACGUUAACACAUGCUAAGAGCCAUUUAUUGAGUAUAAUCAAUGUAUCAAUGAAUGAUACAAUGACCUUUAACGUUUUUCCUCCUCGUGUCGUGCAAAAACCCCCACACAGAUUACACUCCCUCCAAUUACAUUGUGGGAUGGUAUAUAUACGCGUGAUGUUCGGGUGUAUAUCCAGUGGCCAGUGGUAUCAGUCCGGCAAACGUUAAGUAAGUAUCAGGUGAUUUCAAUCGAAGCUUUUAUUCACUUAGCGGUUGUGUCGCGAAUUUGUCUUUCACGUUCGUUUCUAACUGAUUGAAAGAUUGUAUAUACGAGAUAUUAUUCUCUUUUCGAAAUCUUACAAUUUUUCGGGAGAGAGAAGUAUCGCUGCAAAUCGGAAACAUGACGAAUACAGCUGAGAAUGAUCCGUUUUAUUACUCUUUGAGCGGCAAUAAGCAGGAAGAUGAGAAAUUAUUGGAACCGAUUAGAUACAUUCUUCAAGUUCCUGGAAAGCAGAUAAGGGCGAAAUUAGCCCAGGCCUUUAAUUACUGGCUAAAAAUAUCACCCGACAAAAUACAAGCAAUUGAGGAAAUAGUAACCAUGCUCCACAACUCAAGCAUUGUGUAAGUUUGCAUUUUAUUACAU